This is a messenger RNA of Panonychus citri (citrus red mite), 1826 nucleotides long. RefSeq lists its product as uncharacterized. Lineage: Eukaryota; Metazoa; Arthropoda; Arachnida; Trombidiformes; Tetranychidae. Gene Ontology annotation, cellular component: cytosol. The transcript has 7 exons. Bases 324 to 1574 code for a protein of 416 amino acids. The record is from RefSeq and is a predicted model, not a curated record.
UACCUGAAUUAAUGGCAAAAAGUGUCUUGAGUCACUAUCAUUGAGAUCAAUCUACUAAUCAACUAAUUCUGUGGUUACAACAAUUAACUUUUCUAUUAUUUUCUCUGGUUUUCCUCUUCUUCACAAUCUAAUUGUAGUAACCAGGAAAACCCAUCUCUCUCUCAUCAUCCUCAUCUUCCUCAUCAUCUACUCACUCACUUUCUAUAUCUCUUGUUGUGGGUGAAUGUUCAUCUUGAUUGUAUUACUUGAAACAUCAUUAAAUUGUUUUCCUUUUUAUUAGUGACAAUUAUUAUUACCAAUUAAACAUCUUAACUAUUGAUAACAUGGCUUCAACUACUACAGCUAAUUCUUCCAAUGGAGGACCAAUCGAUUGUCGUAUUGAUGCCGUCUUCGAGAACUGGGCUGCCAAAAAAUUAUCCGAAAUGAAGACAAUUAUCCCAACAAUUAAAACCGUUUACCAAUGGAAUAUACUUAAAGGCGGUAAACCGGCCUCCGUUUGGACUUGUGACUUUAAAAACGGCGACGGUGCCAUUCAUCGAGGUCCACCCAAGGCUGGAAAACCCGAUUGUUCACUGACCAUUGAAGAUGAUUCCGUUUGUCGGAUAUUCGAGGGCAAAGAAGAUGCGAUGAGGGCUUUCAUGAGUGGGAAAUUGAAAAUCUCUGGAAACAUUUUAGCAGCUCAAAAAUUACAACAACUUUGGGCUGAAGAAUCAACAAAUGUUCAAUCACCACCUUCGUCAAACAAUCAAUCAAAUCAAUCCGGUGAUUAUGAAUCGGAUCCUGAUGUUGAAAAAAUUCCAAUCUCUGGACAUAAAUGUGAUCUGAUAUUUAACGUUUUCAUGAAUCGAGCUCAAGAGGAACCUGAAUACAUGAGGAAAUUGCGAGUUAUCUUUCAAUUCAAUGUACUUAAAAACGGUAAACCAGCGUGUGUAUGGACUGCUGAUAACAAAUCGACCGCCGAUGUUGUUUGUUACCGAGAAGCGCCUAGAGGAGUUAAGCCUGAUUGUAUCAUCACCAUGGACGAUGAUGACCUACUCAAGGUAAUGGUGGGUAAGGUCAAUCCUCAGCGUCUCUUCAUGAUGGGAAAGAUCAAGAUCAAGGGAAACAUCAUGUUGAUGCAAAGAUUAAAUUCCCUGUGGCUUGAGUUCCAGAAAUUGGGUAAAACACCAGAAUUACCGUUAGCCGUUGAUAUUCUGGUCGAUCAGCCCCUUAAACCUGGACUUCGAAGUGAAUAUGUUAUCAUUGAUUUGGUCCAACGAAUUGUCCGAAUCCCUGGUCUACACAAUCAAGCCUCCGGUUCACAUCAAUUUAACAUAACCAAAGAGGGAAACAUUGUAUCACAAUGGGUUAUCGAUUUGAAAACUGAAGCACCAAAGGUCCGAAGAGGAAGUGACCCCGAAGCCGUUACAGUUACUACCGUUGAUGAUUAUAACUUUGCUAAAUGGGUUAUGAUGAAAUUAACUUUAGCCGAUGGACUCGCAACCGGAAAAAUCAAUGUAACCGGAGAUAAGGUGAAACUUGAAAAGCUAAACAAAUUGUUUAUAACUCCAACUUCAAUCAAGUCGAAACUUUAAUUGGUUGAAUAUUGAUCACAAUUAAGAAGUUGAUUUGAUCCUGGAAAAAUCAAUGAUUAGAUUUGAUAAGUUUUCUAUCAUUAUUAUUUUUUUAUAUACUCUUAGAGAAUCAAAUUAUUUUGUUAAUUACUCUUUUUUACAACUAAACAGCAUCGUAAUUGUUUCCAAUUGAUUUAAAUCCUUUUCGAUGCUUGAAAAGCAAUUAAUUAAUUUACACUCGUAAUUAAAGUUUUUUUCACUUUAUUAUUGUUA